UCCACAUACCGGGAGCUUCUUUCAGGAACUGAACUACACAAGCUCCUGGCACGUGGAGCGAAUCGCCGGUCGUGGUGUGCCAGCGUGCCGAACAACACUCGUGAUACAAACUACCGACAUCCUACGUAGAAGUCGCUGUAGUAUCUGAGUGUAUUUGUGUUUAACUGCUUUCGCACCGUACAAAGUGAACCGCACUCAUCGGAGGUGCGGGGAAGGACAAAGUAAACACUUAAAGCAGUUCUAAAGAAAUGCGUUUUCAAUCUAGAUGAUUUAAACGUGCAUAGCGCCAGUGGCUUCUUAAUAUCGGAAGGAAAAACGUUCCAGACGGCCGCAGAAGCGCAUCUGAAAGCGCGUGACCCGGUGACCGUCUUUGUUCGAUGGUCAGCCAAAAGCUGCCUCUGCGAGGCUGGACCGGAGUUCACGUGAUGAUGGUUUACACUCCUUGACGAGAUCACCGAGGUAAAGUUGUCCUUUACUUUUGUAAAAUGUUUUCUCUCUAUUGAUCGUUUGGGUGCGUCUUCUCUAAUGCCUUACGUGUACUUUGUCCACAAGGGCCCUCGAGACCUCCUUCGCGGCCGUGACAAGGGCCGGCCGGCCGCACUCCCGGGCCGGAUAGACCCAGGCGACAAGGGCCCUCCCGCUCACUUUAUAACCGCUCCCGCGCACGGCCCCGCGUGCCCCCCACCGCCCCCCUCACAGGCUGUUACAGCCGAGACUACAACCACGGACUCCUCCGCGACAACCCCAUCAACCAAAGCCAUGCGCGGGACAGUGCUGCUCUUCCUCCUACUCGGCCUGCUGGCUGCCAGCGAGGCACGCAAGAAGAGGUCCAAGGGAGAUGGGUUUGGGGAACACAUCGACUGGGUGCCCACGCUGGAGAUGGGUCUGGAGAAAGCCAAGGCCAGUGGAAAGCCGCUCAUGCUCGUUCUGCACAAGGAUUGGUGUCCCCGCUGCCAGGAUUUGAAGCCUCAGAUUUCCGGGAGCACGAAGAUUUAUCGAAUGAGCGGGGACUUUGUGAUGGUUCAGACAGAGGAGGACCCCAAAGGAGACCAAUUUGCGUUGGACGGACACUACGCCCCGCGCAUCUUGUUUCUCCAUCCAAAUGGGCAGGUGAUGAAAGAGGUCUACAACAAGAGUGCCCAUCAGUACAAGUAUUACUACUCUCUGAGCAAACAAAUUGAGGAAUCCAUGGACAAGGCGAAAGAGUUGGCCUACCGUGAGCUGUAGUGACUACACCACAACCAACACCACCACCACCAUCAUCAUCAUCAUCGGACCACCGUCGUCUCCACGUGAUACCACCGUGACAGCUGCCCUGCUGCCUACUUUGUUGCGAAGCCAUCACCAGAAUCGCCGCACGUCUCUCUGUCUCGAUACGUUCACACCUCAAGCACGCCACACUAACUCAACGAACACGCUCGACAACGUUGGGCUAACGUUAUUUUUGGCACGUAGUCAAAACCAGUUGUUGUGUCCAACGAUUGCGCUCAAUGUUGGUCAGGUUUACUGGGGUAAAGCUCUGCUUGCCUACCUACACACGUGUGUGUGUGUGUGUGCUGAGCUGUGCAGAGGAUCUGUAAAUAAAGAAAACCGUCAUGGUAACGUGGAAUUUCAACGGCGCACCUCCUCCUCACUCACUCGCGUCGUUAAACCAAGAAGCGCCGCGCAAAGUGGUUGCACAUCGCGAUCGAUAAUCACGACGACAGCGGCCACAACACCAUAGACCAUUCACUGUACAAAGGAACGUGCAAAUUAAAAACAUACAACCAAAA
Messenger RNA from Lethenteron reissneri (Far Eastern brook lamprey), 1772 nucleotides. Its product is annotated as thioredoxin domain-containing protein 12-like. Lineage: Eukaryota; Metazoa; Chordata; Hyperoartia; Petromyzontiformes; Petromyzontidae. The record is from RefSeq and is a predicted model, not a curated record. Gene Ontology annotation, cellular component: endoplasmic reticulum.